AUGAUCAAGGCAGAUGCUAUCUUCAUCUUGCAGUUUCACUCCCAGAGUGGCACCUUCAGGUCUGUUUCGGAAGAGGAGCAGGCCUUGCGGACUAAACUUGAGCGACUGGCCACCAGUGACCAUGGUCCUGUGUUUGGGAAGUGUGAGAAAAUCCCUGAACACACCCUGCAAAAGGCUAAAGAUGAAUUGAACGAGACCCCAGAGAAACGGCAGUUAGCAGUGAAAGAGCUGCAGGAACUUAUUCAGGAGAAAGCUCAAGGAGAAGACAUCUGCAAAGCAGUUGCUGAGAAAAUGCAGGGGAAGGAUGACGCUUUCUUCCUUCGUUUCAUGCGUGCCCGGAAGUUUGAUGUCAACAGAGCUUACGAUUUGAUUAAAGGUUACGUCAACUUCCGUCAGCAGUAUCCAGAACUCUUUGAAAACCUGGCACCCGAAGCAAUACGUAGUACCAUUGAAGCUGGCUACCCUGGCGUUUUGUGCAACAGGGACAGAUAUGGUCGGGUGGUGCUGCUGUUCAACAUAGAGAACUGGGAUUACGAAGAGAUCACGUUUGAUGAGAUCCUUCGUGCCUACUGCCUGAUCUUGGAGAAGCUGCUGGAGAAUGAGGAAACCCAGAUUAAUGGCUUCUGUAUCGUUGAAAACUUCAAGGGAUUCACCAUGCAGCAAGCCUACGGUAUCAAGCCUUCUGAACUGAAGAAAAUGGUGGACAUGCUCCAGGAUUCCUUUCCAGCUCGGUUCAAAGCCAUCCAUUUCAUCCAUCAGCCUUGGUAUUUUACCACCACCUACAACAUUGUCAAACCAUUCCUGAAGAUCAAGCUUCUGGAAAGGGUAUUUGUGCACGGUGAUGAACUGGACUCCUUCUUCCAAGAGAUAGAUGCUGAUAUCUUGCCAGCAGAUUUUGGAGGCAACCUCCCCCCAUAUGAUGGCAAAGUCAUUGCUGAGAAGAUUUUUGGGACCUCGAUGGACACGGAAGACACAACUCUCUAA
Messenger RNA from Python bivittatus (Burmese python), 984 nucleotides. RefSeq names its product retinaldehyde binding protein 1 (gene RLBP1). The record is from RefSeq and is a predicted model, not a curated record. Gene Ontology annotation, cellular component: membrane. Gene Ontology annotation, molecular function: phosphatidylinositol bisphosphate binding. NCBI's taxonomy places the organism in Eukaryota, Metazoa, Chordata, Lepidosauria, Squamata, Pythonidae.